AUGGAGAACAAGCAACUGCUGCAGGGACCCAACGGAGGAAGCUUCUAUACCGUUCACGAAAGAAACGUGCAUGGUGAAAAUGUGAACAGACAGAUUGGUGAAGAGGGAAGUGCACAGAGAACGAUGCAGUCAAAUGAAGAGUUAGAAAAGACAGACAAAAUGCACCUAUCCAAGUGCAAAGUUGUAGAGUCAGACACAUUGGGUGGUCCAGGAGGGUUGAUCGAUGCGGGUGACUUAAUGGGUGAGAAGGAGAUGUUUUUUUUGGGCAGUUCGGCUACAUGUGCUGGGAGAAGUGUCGACGAGGGGGGCAGCGACCGGGACGAUGGGUUCCAUGUGGGUACCAUUCAUGCAGGCAUAAGUGUGAAAGAUGAUCAACGGAGCGGUCAGAAUUGUUCUGCCGAUAACUGGAGAAACGUGAAAGCGGACUGUUACGUGAGGGUUGAUCAGUCGAAUUAUCUGAGCAGUUCAGGUGAGGGAGUAACGAAGCAUGGGAAAGUAAAUCUCCCCUAUCUGAAUGGUAGAGAGGAUAUCCAUUACAAGUCGAAGGUAAUGACAGCAGAUCAUUCUAAUGACAAAACAGGGGAGGACCUACGCACCAUCAGUUAUGGUCACCAGGGAGGUUGUUACCUCAAUCUGAGGAAGAGUUCCCCCCCUUAUUGCACUGGCACACUGAAUGGAAGCGGCACAGAAAAUAGGAAACAAACGAACUUACCCAGUAACAGUCUUCACUGCGAUAAAAUGACCUUCACAUGCGAAGGAGUAAACUCAUAUGAAGGGAAGGUAGCCCUCCACCAACGUAACAGUGCCGAAUGGGGGAGUACCCCUAAAAUGCAGACAAAUGGGAAGGAGAGUCCACAUGGAGGAAGAACGAACUACACGAUGGUAGGCCCCCCCAACGAGGUGAACAAGAAUUGCUUUAUCCAUUCGGGGCGCUCUAAUGGGGAGAAGGGUGACCUCUACUUUGUUGAAAGGGGAAAGGUGCCUCUUCCAGACUGCGUAGAUGAUUACAAAAGCGUUCAUAACAACCGAGCGGAGGAGAGUACCAAUGGGAAGGUCACUAUGCUGGCCAGUUUGGAUAAGAGCGAGGCAAAUAUGAAGUUCCUACAUAGGGGGGAAAUUACUAACACGCAGGGGGAGGUGGGUAGAGAAAGGUUCCUCCCAAAUGAGGAGCAUUCAAAGCACCCACACCAUGGGAAACAUGGUGGUGAAGCUCAUGGGCAUAAAUUCUCUCACGGAUCAAAUAACGGAUCGACUCCUAAUCAGCACCACGUGCAAAGUAGAAGCGAUAGGAGUGCACCCCUGACCAACUACGAAUAUAUGAACCUGGAGGAAUUAGGUAAAAGCGGGAGGGAAGACAUCAUGAGUAGCUUCCCCUUCAGUGCGUAUGAUCCCAAUUGGGGAACCGAAAGACAAAAAGUCGAUAUGCGUGAUGAAGGGGCAGACACUUUUCUGAAUUACCACCCCAUGAAUAUACAAGGGGGGAAGAAUCCUAUCCGAAUAAGGAAUAACGCAGCGUGUUGUAUUCCCGUGGGAGACCAUCCCGGUGGAAGAUACUUAGACGGGACCGAAAGGUAUGACGCCAAUUGUACGGUACGUAGACAAGCAUGUCGAGGCGGUGAAAGCACUAAUGCGUUUUCGGAUGGUGUGAUAUACACUCCAGGGGGAGAGGAGACCCAUCUGGCAGAAGGCAACAGACACACGUCCGUCAUAAGGACGGAGGAACAAACGGCCAAUAGCAACCAUGCACCGUUUAGUAAUAGCAACGUGCAGCUUAAUGGGUACAACUGUGUGAGCAAUAUACGGGGGAAAAAAUCUUUCGACGAUUUCAGCACUUUGGUGAAGACACACAAGGAAGAUUCGUUCAAUGUGGUGGCACCACUGGUGGGUAACUCAGCUCAGAAUGACUCCUAUGAGGGUGACGCUUUAAUGUUCACGAAAGGAGAGUUGGAAGAAGAGGCGGCAUUCUUAAAGUUCGAAGGGGAGUUCAAGGAAAAUUUCUUUUUUGAUGAGAUGUUUAGCGGGAUUGGUCCCACUGCAGCUGUGACGAAUGGCACGAUGGGUGGUGAAGAUUGUGCAGAAGACAAUUGCGAAAAUCGGGGCGACCCCUUCAACAGUCACGCUGACAAGGAAGGUGAUAACGGAUGUAACGGAAUCUACAGCAACAGUGACACAACUAAUGUGAGCUUCAAUGCCCUGGAGAGCAACCAAGUGGUUAAGUGCAACGACGCAGAGAAUUUGGUCAUGCAAAAUGGGGUCUUUAAGGGGAGUACAACAAUGGCACCCACAGGAGGGGGAGAAGAAGAAGGAGGCAACGAUGGGGUGUCCCAUAAUCCACGUGAUGACAACCUUCUGGAUGAUGGCUUUAACUUAUUCAUUAGUAAUGAAGACCUCUUUGGAAAUCUAUGUUCUUCCGGUAGGGGUCUAGCAGAUGGAGUUUCAAACGGAGUGGGAAAGAAUGGGGCUCAUUUCUACCCCGACGAAAGAGGCACAGGUGGUAAGGUCGAUGGUGAUUAUCUACGUGACGCACCGGAAGACCACCAGGAAGAUAUCGUGAGGAACUUACUUUACAGUGACUCCUACCUGCACAUGAACGACCUGGACACCCUAACCUUGGAACCCCCCACCUCCAGAGCAGAACCCGUUUUUUCUACCAACUGCUACAGCACCUGUGCAGGGGAAAGUGGUGACAACGAUUCCUUCAUGGCCUACAUAAAAAAGUUCCUGAAAAAUAACUACCUAAAUGAUCAUAAGAACUACAUGGAGCUGUUUUACCAGACGGAGGGGGACGCAGGUACGACGGCAGCAGCAGCCGAAGGAGACGCCCCCGUCAGCAUAGAACCAAGUGAUCCCCAUCGCGUAGAUCAGUCCAAUCGGGUAGGCAUCCAAACGGGCCUGGUGAAGAAUUUGCCCAACUGCAAGGACGUCAGCGUGGACGCCCACACGGGUUCUCACAUGGGUUCACAGAUAGGUUCACAGAUUGGUUCACAGAUAGGUUCACAGAUUGGUUCACGGAUUGGUUCCCACUUGGGUUCCCACCUAAGUGCCGACUUCGGCUUCGAUUUGGACCCCCAGAACGACGGCACGAGCGGCCCACUAGGGGGAGGAGUUUCACCCGUCGACGCAGAUAAAAUGAAUAGCAUAAAAAAACAAGACGAGGGGGACUACCAUUUAGAGAAUUUUGCAUGUGACUCCUGUAUAAAUCACGUCUUCAAGUCUUUGGAUCAGACACAUAACGAUGUCCCUACUUCCCAUGGGAGAGGCGGCGUGAAUCCCCACUAUGACGUGGUAGACAAUUCUGUGGAACAGAUUCAGCAGAUUGAGCAGAUGGAUCCACUGGCCUACUCCAGUGUGUACAAUUGGGUUCAGGAGGUAGACAAAGCCAUGGAAGGUGAUAAGGGUCAGGUAGACACCAAGGUUAGCAUUGUAUCUAGUGGGAAGUAUGGUGAGGGAAGGCGAGUCGGCGGCAUGGAUCGUUCACACGGAGGAGAACCCCCGAAGGAGGUGAGUUUGAAUAGUGCAUCUAACAUCACCAACAGGGCUAACAAUGGCAACAGCGUCAACAUUGCUGACCUGCGGGAGGACAAACGGGAGUAUCACGAGGAGAAGCGCGAAUAUUGCGAGGACGAAGAAAACGUCCACCUGCGGGAAGGGGAAAACUGGGUCAUGGGUCCGGGGACCCACUACACGGCCAGAACGGAUGGGUCAACAUGCGUGAACUACAGGGAGGGGAGAAGCGACUUUCGAAGCGAUCUCCGAAGCGACGUGCGAAGUGACAAUCGAGUAAAUCAGUUCAAGGAUAAGACCAGAAACGGAGGCAGGUUCCCGAAAGGAGAUAACGUAUACUGUGGGCAACCGCCCCCCUUCCUGAAUCAUGCCACGUUGAAGAAAAAAGAGGAGAGCGAUCCCUUUUCCUCGUUCGACAAGAAAAGAUCCAUGCAGAGGGUGCCGGAUCAGAACUCCGGGGGGGUGAGUUACCCACAUGGCACUCACAACAACGCAACUCCGAUGGUGGAGUGCCUACCCUACAGUGAGCAUUUCCCACCUUACCCUCCGAACCGGCGUUAUGCAGAAAAAAUGAACAGCCUGGACGGGAACAUCAAACCGAACAAUGGUAUGUCUAGCCGUGCAGAUUUUUACGGAGAACCACGUGGGGUGUAUUCCAUGGCUAGCUGCUACGAUGGAGUCACUCCAUCGGUUAGACAAAGAAAUCAUAUAAAGGGAAACAAAGCAGAUGAGAAGAAUCCGCAUGGAGUUGUUCGUGGGAGAAUGCCUCCAGGUAACAAACGAGGGGGAGUAAAUGGUGCGGUCAUGACUGAUGGGAUGAGGACCCCCUCUAUGGGAACACCAAUGAAUGGGAACAACUUAAACACCUACGUGCCGAACACAAGGGGUUCUGCAGUAACUACGCCAUCCGCAGCGGCAACUACAACGCAUACGUGCAUCGGUGAGCCGUUAAAACGAACCCACGUGGAUGACAAAACGAUGAAGUUUAUUUUUAGUGGAGAUGGAAAGGAGAAAACUACUCCGAAAUCGCACAACGAUUGGACGAUGUUCCAGGGGGUCUGUGGCACACCGAGCAUAGCUAACGUGACGAAUGGACCCAUCCCAUGUAGCAGCAGCAGCAGUCCCUUUGGGGGCAUGUUACCUUCGGACGGGGAAGACCAUAAUAAUAAGAACAGUUUCAAACAGGAGAACAAGCAACAGAAUGAGCACAUCCCAUUUGAAAAGGAAGGAUUUAAUAACCGCACCAACUGCGUUAAGACUAACGAAAACUACAACAGAAGUUUACCCCUCGAUGAAAAGAACUACCCAGGGAUGAACUUUCCUAAGGGGGGGGUGGGUUCCAUCCCAAGGAAGAAGGACACAGAGCAUAAUACACAAAUGGUCGGGGUGAUGAAAACACCUAACAGUUACAAAAAAACGUUUGAUCAUUCUAGUUUGAUGGGAAAAGGUGGCUGCAGCCAGGAGAAGGCCUACGGCGAGAUGGAUACUCGUUUGGAUAACCGUUUCGAUAAUGGCCAGUACAGCAGGAGGUUACAGAACGUGCACCACUACAAUGGGGGUUGUUCCCCUGACACGAUAAGCUGCGGCGUUAGCCCUGUUGGAGGCCACGGGUUCAAUUCGCCUCAGUUCGUUAACUACCAGAAUGGGAUCGAAAGGGACAGGGAAAGAAAAGGGGGACACCACGUGCAUUCGGGAGUACACCUUGGGGUGACUAUGGGUACAUCGCUCAGCACCAAUAUGAACGCUCACCCGCAUGUGGCGUCUCCCCGUCAAGGCGUCCGAAAUUGCAGCGACCUGAAGGGGAAGAAGUACACCAACGGAAAUGUCGGUCCCGUGGGCGAUUUUGGUGGCAGCCUCUUAGGUGCGAACGGCAGGGGUGGAGCAAUGAGCGGAGUGACGCCCCAGAAUAGCUUUGCCAAUGCGAAUCUAAUGAACAACACACACAUGAUGGAUUACAGCUUCCCCAACAAGGGCAGUCCCACUUCCCGAUGCAUAUCAGACAGCGCAACGCUGGAGACACAUAACCUAAACAGUCAAACGGUGAAAUUCAAUAACGCCCUCAUGUCCAGCUACUUGAACAACGGCUCCCCCAUGAUGGAGAAGAGCGGUGCGAUUUAUAAGAACAAAAUGAGUAGCGAUGACGGGGGCUGCAACUUAGUGGAAAAGAUAAAGACGUAUGAAAAAAUGAAGUCUGAUUCGAAGGUACAGAAUGGUAGCUUUGCAUACGACGGUGGGAAGGGCAAAGACCAGGUAGGAGUCCCUCACAAGGGGACCACCCCCGGGGGGGCUACCUGCGGAAACGGCAUCAUUGGCAGUAUUGGCAAUAUUGGCCCGCAUGCAAAUAUACACACGAACGUUCAUACGGGUAGCCACGCGAAUGUUCACGCGAACGUUCAUGGGAACGCCCAAUCGAGUAGAGGCAGCAGCGCUAACGGAGAGGGCCACCCCAAGGACAACAACCCCCCCCUACUCUACGACGAGAAGGAAAAACUGCUACAAAAGGAUGCAACCAAAUUUGGGGAUAAGCUAAGCCCUGUUAAUGGAAAAAGUUUCACCAACAUAAAGAACAAUUACCAGGUACCGAAUGAGCCUCCUUCCUCAGAUAACUUCGUUGUCAUAAAAAAGUAUACAGCUAAGUAUGAGAUGCAAAUUGAUCCCUUCAACGGGUUCGAUAUAGCGAAACGAAUUAUUGGACUUAAAGGAACAAACAUGAAAAAAAUUUGCAUCGACACGGAUUGCAAGUUAAGGUUAAGAGGUAGGGGUUCAGGGUACUUAGAAGGGGAGGAGAAAAAGGAAGCCAAUGAAGCGCUACACCUGUGUGUAUCCUGCCAAAAGUAUGACCACUAUGUACUAGCGAAGAAGCUCAUCGAGCAACUGCUCGUGAAAAUCUACAUGGACUAUGACACAUGGCUGUAUAACCACGGAAAGCCCUACGCGAACUUGAAGCCGAAGACGUAUGAGAAGUUCAUUCCCCUGUUUAAGUUCAACCAGAACGGCAACGGGAAGCAGCCCAACGUGAACCAGAACUGA
Molecule: messenger RNA, 6534 nt
Organism: Plasmodium coatneyi
Lineage: Eukaryota; Apicomplexa; Aconoidasida; Haemosporida; Plasmodiidae
Exons: 1
Coding region: 1-6534 (2177 amino acids)
Cellular component (GO): nucleus
Molecular function (GO): RNA binding
Source: RefSeq, a predicted model, not a curated record